Messenger RNA from Linum trigynum, 8675 nucleotides. The record is from the annotation of a GenBank genome assembly. NCBI's taxonomy places the organism in Eukaryota, Viridiplantae, Streptophyta, Magnoliopsida, Malpighiales, Linaceae.
CCCUACUAUCCCAAGCUUUCCUAAGCAACUCAUCAAAAUUCGAGUGCUUGAUCCAAAAUGAAAGAAUUUAAACCGCUUUGGCAUGACUGCUUUGCAGCCUCUGUAUCUACCAAGCUCGGACAAUGAUCUGAAAUACCUGGCUUCUCAAAGUGAACUAAACUUUCCACCAUCUUAUCCAUCCAUUCAAAGUUCACCAACACUCUAUCAAGUUUUUUCGCUAUUGGGCGAGCAUCUUGCUUGUUUAGCCAAUUGAACCAUGGACAUGUAGCUUGAUGAUCUUGUAACUCUAACUCCAGGAUUCAACUCUCAAAAUCCUUCAUACUAGUGUUGUAAUGUGGAGUAUUUGAUGCUUCAAAAGAACAUCGGAUUACAUUGAAAUCUCCAAAAAUCAUCCAAGGAUUUCCUCGAAUUCUAAGCUUCUUAAUAUCCUCAAACAAUCUUCUUCUAUCCCUGUCUUCAUUUGAUGCAUACACAAAUGUCGCAAAGAAAUGUAUACAGAGCUAAUAAGAACAUGAAUCAACUGAUCAGUAGAGUGCAGAAUUCUGAGGGGUAUGUCCUUUCUCCAAAUCAACCAAAAUUUUCCUAAACCGACAGAGUUGUAAGUAAUCUCAUUUUUUCCAAUCCAAAAACCUCUUAUUCACAAGCUUCUUCUCUUCCUUUCUUCUAAUUCUAGGCUCAAGUAUAGCUAUUAUACUAAGAUUAUAUUUAUUUAUCUUUCUAAGUAAAUCAAAAUACUUACUAUUAGCUAUAAAUCCUUUAGCAUUCCACGUGAGAAUUUUCAUUUCUUCUUCUUCCUACCCUUUCCACCAUUUCCUCCUUUCUUCACCACUUGAAAUGGCUCUUGAGGAUCUUCCACCCAUAUUUUCUUUCCUUUGUCCACCAUAGGAGUCUGGAUAUCCUUGCUGACAGUGGAAAGUUGUCUCUCAUUCCCUCCCCGAGGAGACUGAACCCGAGACCCAUGGGUAUUUUUGCCCAAACCCAAUUAAACCCAUUUUGUAUGGGUAGGGUAUGGAUUUCUUUUAUAUGGGUUUGGAUACUAGUUGGGUAGGUGGAGUUGGAUUUGGAUUUUGUAAUCAAUAUGAAAGCGGAUAUGGGGUUGGCAUGGGAACCCAUCACUUUUGACAUGUUUGUAAAUGUCACGCCCUGUCCCUCCCAAAUGGUUCUGUGUGUAUGUCUCAUGUUUGUAAAUUUAAACAUUAGUCAUGUUUUCACUAUUUCAAUAUGAUGGUUGAGAGAAUACUACCUAAACGUUAGAGAUCUAUCUAGCAUACCUCCAGUGCAUGAAACGUACUAAGUAGUUUUCAUCUAAAAAUUGUAAUCAAUUAAACUUGAUGAUAAUCACCUAGCCACGUCCUAAACUUCUUUCUUGUAACCGCUUAUGGCUCAAUGAGAAGGGAAAAGUCCAUUAGUUCCCAAUGAACGAAAUGUUGGAGGGAAAUCAAGCCUCUUUUGUCCUUUUGCCACACCCCCAUAAUGAAUGAUUUUAUUAAGCAGAAACUAGUGGGUAACAGAGAAGCAAUUUCCCAGACUCCACCUCAUACCUAUGUUAAUUGCCCCACUUCCCAAUUUUCCUUUCAAGGCUACACGUGGAUCAUACUUGCCAGGUUAGGGGUUAAAUAAAUGAAGGGAAAUGGGUUGAUUUAGAGGGAGAAGCAAGAGCUAUGUACCAGGAUCUCAUUCAUUUGUACCCAGUGAGUAGAGAGCAUCAGUUAUUCAAAAAAAAAAAAGAGUAGAGAGCAUCAACUGGCUAUCUCCACCUCUAUCUCUUACUAGCUUCUUGAGUUCUCAAUCUCAGUAGAGAGGAUGGAUGAAAGUUUAACUCCGUCAUUGAUGCUAAACAAACAAAAACAAAUUGUCCCUCAUAUACUCCUCCCAAUUAUACUCAAGGAGGGGUCUUUGAGUGAGAGAUUAGCAAAGCGGUCAAAUUUCUAACGAAGGUAUUGUCCUCUUUUCUUUAAUGAAGUUGUCUGCUAAGGGAAGCAAUUAGGGGUUCUGCAUAUUGAGAUAUAUGUAUAUAUCAAUAUAUGGGUGGGAAGGCAUAUUUAAGUUCAUGCAUGCAGUUGAUAUGGUGAUUCGAUUCUAGCUUAGGGUGGAAACCUUACCAAGAUUAGUGAUAGUGGCGGAAUCAGUCCCACUAUUGGAAAUGAGAUUAAUGUUGGAAUCAAUUUGUGUGUAUGUAUGUAUACCACAAAUAUAUUUAACAUAAGCAUUUCAUGAACAUUAGGGUGUAUAUAUAUAUUUACGAAUGCAAACUAUAUAUAAUUUAAAAAUAAAAAUAAAUGGAGAUAUGGGGUAAGAUAAGUGACAGGAGUGGGAUGUACUAAAAGGAGGUAGUAUUUGAGGUACCUUAAGUUGACAAUUAUACAAGAUUAAGUGGGGGAAGGAAGAGUUAAUUGGAGUGAAGUGAUUAUCUAAUAGUGCUUAUGUGUGCUUGUGAGGCGUGCAUGUAUGGGUUCUAAAAGAAGGUUGUUAGAAAGUUAUGAAUCCAAUUUUAUUAAUUUGGAUAAGUCAAUGAUAAGCAUGUUAGUUAAAUGUAAUGGAUGAUUAGUUAGUGGAGUAUGAGAUGUUAGCUUGAAUAUUCGUAUAUUAAAUAUGUUUGUGAGUGUGUGAAAGGAAAUAGCGUGUACCGGAGGGUCAAAGAAUCCUCUUAAAUAUGUUUGUGAGUGUGUGAAAGGAAAUAGCGUGUACCGGAGGGUCAAAGAAUCCUCUAAUGUGAGAUAUGAGUACACUUUCGAUAAAUAUAAUUGUUAUCUUAAUUGUGAUUAAGGAAACCAUCAGCUCUUGUACUGAAUCUUUUAUACAUCACUUUUCAAAGGAAAAGCGAAGCGGGCAAUCAUUGAAGCGAAACGGAAUAACUUAAUAGCAACUUUACUUUGAGUAAAUUCUAAUCUAAUGUUUAUCUUAAUACGAUUUUGUUAUUUGGGUCAUGAAGCAGCCCGAGGAUAAGGUAUAUGAUGGCUUGGUAAGACAUAACCCAAAUGUGAUUGAAGGUUGCUAUGUUGCAUGGUUACAUGAUUGAAUGAUUCUAUGAUUGGAUGAGGUUACCGUGUCGUGGUAUAAUUGUAUGAUAAUGUGAUGAUAUGACGAAAUGAUUGUAUGAUGGUAUGACCAGAAGGUCAUAAUACAUGCUAUGUGUGUGCUAAAUGAUAUUAUGUGAUGAGUAUUUGAUAUGUUAAAUGCUAUUUGAGGCUGUCAAGUGAAAAGAAUGGCAAGAAAGGUUGUCUAUUAUCAAUUAUACGAGAUGAGAUAAAAUAACCUAUGAGCUAUACAAGUGAAUGUUAUAUGAAAUGGCACACAAGUGAUAUAUUGAGUUGUGACUAACUAUAAGAUUUUGUAUGGUCACCUAAAGCAAACGUAACGACGCCCUGUCAUGCACUCAUUAUAAGUGAAAAGAGGCUUAAAGCCUAAGAGAUAAAAGAGUUAUACGAGAACUCCUUUUAAGGAGUAAUGCCAGGCCUAGCUACGAGUUUAUGAGAUAUGCCACUCUGUGCCCCAUGAGUUUAAGAGUUCAUGAGAUAUGGCACUCUGUGCCCACGAGUUCACGAGUUUAUGAGAUCUGGCACUUUGUGCCAACGAGAUUACGAGUUCACGAGAUCCCGGGGAGUGCAUGACUUGGCAAACUAAGGAAUAAAAGCUACUGAAUCCAGCUAACUAUAUGUGUGUCUGAUUGGAUGCUGAUACAUGGGUGAUUUUGGUUGCCAUAGUUUAUAUAUAGAAUGUGAACCCCUACACGAAAUAUGAAACACAUGAAGGUCGUUCUGUUUUAUAUGUGAUAUAAGGUUAUAUGAGGUAUAUUUUGUGAUAAUCUUUCAUGACGAGUGGUAAAAUGAUUAAUCGGGAAACUGUUCUACAAGUAGUGAUGAUAUGUUGAUUUAAUUAUGAUACUUCCACGAUAUGUUAAUGUGUAUAAUGUUAUGUGUCUAUAAUACAUUCCAUAAUGCGGUGUUGCUAGAAGUGUAAGGAUAUGAUGGAAAACUCUGUAUGGUGUAUAAGAACAAAUAUGAACUAUUUGCAACACCAGGUGGGGUAAAGUAAAGGUGGAAUCCUAAACGAAUCAUCUAUGACAUAUAUGUAAAAGCUCAAAUGAAUGACCCAUAACGUAUAUGUGAAAGAUCGAGUGAACGAGGGAAGAAAUUUCGUAUGAGCAUACAUAAGUGAGACAUAAGUAAAGUCUUUAAGUGAUUAGAUAUACAUCGAAUAUAAUGGACGGAAGACGCUCCGAGUCACAACAUCCUGAUAUCAUUUUCGUAUGAAUAUUUAUAUUAGGUUAUUAUUUACUCAUUGAGUGACGUCUCACCCCAUCAAUAUUUUCCAUGAAUCCAAAUGACAUCAAAGGCUUGGUAGAUUCGUGGAUUGGAUCAGAUUCGUGGAUUGGAUUGGUGGAUCCAUGGAUCCAAUGGAUUGGUGGAUUCAUGGAUUGGAUCCAAUGGAUUGGUGGAUUGAUCCAUGAAUCCAAAUGACAUCAAAGGCUUGGACCAAAAUGUAAAAUUUGAAAAGUUUUGGUAUUAAAAUAUCAUAAUGAAAAAAUUUAGGUACCAAAAUGUAAUCUUCCAAUGAUAUUUGUCGUAUAAAAAUAUAAAUUUUAGGUACCAAAAUAUAAAAUAUAAAAAAUAUAGGUACCAAAUCAUAAUUUGCCUUUUGGAUCCAUGGAUUGAUCCAUGAAUCCACCAAUCCAAUUGGAUUUGGAUCAAAUGGAUUGGAUUAGGUGAAUAAUUUGGUGGAUGGAUUGGAUUGGAUUCAUGGAUUUGGAUCCUAAUUGCCACCUCUACUCUCCACAAAUAUUUCAAUUCAAGGUUAGGGAAUCCGUAAAGAUUUUGCAAGCAAAGGUCUUAUACAAGACAAGUUUUAAAUACAACUUCAUUUUCUAUGCGCUUCAUAUAAAGAUUGUAGGUAAACCAAAAAUAAAUUGGUAAAGGGAAAUAUUAGGAACAAGAAUAUAAGAUAGGGUGUUACAGUAAAUGUUUAUUAUUUAGGUAUUAAAUUGUAAAUUCCGUACAUAAGGCUGGAAAUGUUUGUAACUUUUUAUAACAUUCAGGUACUAAAAAAUAAUUUUUACAUAUAGCACGGGAAUCAUGUUACCGGGCAUCAGAAUCUGCUCCGUCACCGAUCUCCGUCGUUUCGACUACCGCUGGCCGCCACGAUCAUCAUCAAAAGUGAACCGCCGGCAUCGGAAUUGGGAGAUGUCAAUCCUGAGCCUAGCUUCCACGCUCUGCAAACUGUUGGAAAUGUAUAUGAAUAGCUUUGAAAGCUAUAGAGUCUCAAGUGGAAAAACUACCACAUUGGUAGUUUUACUUGGUGAAAUGGGUAUAAAGAUAGGAGCCUCUCUCCUAAGGGCAUGCCCCUUGGGGUGACCCACUUUUGUGGGAGAGGGAGGACCUAACGGACAACCACACACACACGCGCGCGCCGUCCAUCCGUCCGACCGGCCGGUCGGUCGGUCGGUUGGUUGGUUGGUUCACUUGAGACUACAUAUAUAUUUUUUGUAGAAAUUCCGAACGAAAUUAAUUAUCUAAUAAUUAAUUAUUAAUCGGUUAUUCUGAGGAAUAUUCUAAGGAUAAUCGACUGAAAAAUGAAUAUUCGAAGGAUAAUCCCUCCGGGUUUAUCUUAACCGACGGUUUUAAUUAAGGAAGUAAUUAUCUUCCUUAAUUAAUCCAACUUAUUCCCCAAGCAAGAGGGUAUCUUCCUUAAUUAAUGCUCAAUUCUGGAGCUGCUUCUUCUUGGUGGGGUGAUAUUUUGUUGACAGUUUGCUAUGUGCUAAACCGUCUUCCAAAAACAAAUAGAAAAGAAUCACCCUAUGAGAUCUUGAAGAAUAAGCCACCUAAUCUGUCCUGUUUAAGAAUGUGGGGCUGUUUGGCCUACGUAAGAAUUCCGGAUCCUAAGAGGAUUAAAUUGACUAGUCGGGCAUAUGAAUGUGUCUUCGUUGGCUAUGCGGCCAAUAGUAAGGCAUAUAGAUUCUAUGAUUUGAAUGCUCGUACUAUAAUAGAAUCCAUUGAUGCCGAUUUCUUUGAGACACGAUUUCCAUUUAAAACGAGAAAUAGUGGGGGUAAUGUACUACCCGCUAUUAGAGAUAAUGGAACUAGUGGGGGUGUUGGUUCUAAGGAUGAACUCAGAAGAAGUAAAAGAGCUAGAAUCUCUAAAGAUUUUGGUGAUGACUUUACUACAGUAUUCACCCUCGAAGAUCCAAAAAGUUUGCAGGAAGCAUUAACUUCCGUAGAUGCAGAUUUUUGGAAUGAGGCCGUUAUAGAUGAAAUGGAAUCGUUAGAAUCUAAUAAGACUUGGCAUCUAACAGAAUUACCUCCUGGUUGCAAAGUCUAAGGUAAUAAAUGGGUUCUAAAAACGAAAUGGAAACCUGAUGGUGCAAUCGAAAGGUUCCGAGCUCACCUAGUAGUUAAGGGCUACAGGCAGAGAGAGAAUAUAGAUUUCUUCGAUACCUAUUCACCAGUAUCAAGAAUAACAUCCAUUCGUGCAAUGAUUGCUCUUGCUGCCUUGAACAAUCUCGUGGUACACCAAAUGGAUGUUAAGAUCGCUUUUUUGAACGGAGAUCUGGAUGAAGAAAUCUAUAUGGAACAACCAGAAGGGUUUGUUAUCCCCGAACAUGCCUCGAAAGUCUGUAAGUUAGACAAACCAUUAUAUGGUUUGAAACAGGCUCCAAAACAGUGGCAUGAGAAGUUUGACACUCUCGUUCUCUCACAUGGCUUUAAGGUGAAUGAGAGUGACAAGUGUAUUUACUGCAAGUCAGAAAAUAACACUUGCACUAUCAUAUGUUUGUAUGUAGAUGACAUGUUGAUAUUUGGUACAAAUAUUCACGUGGUCAAUGAAGCAAAAGCCAUGUUAAAAGAGAGCUUUGAGGCGAAAGAUCUAGGAGAAGCAAAGUUUAUGCUUGGAAUCCAGAUAACUAGAACAACAAAUAUUUAUUCUCUAGAUCAAUCUAGCUACAUAGAGAAGAUCUUGAAGAAAUAUAACUAUUUCGACUGUAAACCUGCGUGUACUCCGUAUGAUGCUAGUGUAAAGCUAUUUAAGAACACUGGAGACAGUGUAAGACAAUCAGAAUAUGCUAGCAUCAUUGGCAGUCUCCGUUAUGCAGCGGAUUACACUCGACCAAACAUUGCAUAUGUCGUGGGAUUGCUUGGCAGGUUUAACAGCUGUCCUAGUAGAGAGCAUUGGAAUGCUAUAGAGAGGGUCAUGAGAUACCUCAAGAGAACAGCAAACCUUGGUAUACACUAUCAAAGGUUUCCUGCUGUACUAGAAGGGUAUAGUGAUGCGGAUUGGAAUACCCUAUCAGAUGACUCCAAGGCAACCAGCGGGUAUGUUUUUAACAUCGCUAGUGGAGCCGUGUCUUGGAAGUCAAAGAACCAAACUAUCCUAGAUCAAUCAACUAUGGAGUCAGAGAUGAUAGCACUAGCAACGGCUAGUGAAGAAGCAAGUUGGUUGAGAGGAUUGUUGUCAGAGAUUCCCCUAUGGGAAAGGCUGGUCCCUCCGGUAUUGAUCCAUUGUGAUAGUACCGCAGCUAUCGCUAAAGUUGAGAACCGGUUCUAUAACGAAAAGAAACGACAGAUUCGUUGUAAGCACAGUACUGUAAGAGAACUCUAAACGAUAGGAUCAUUGAGGGUGGAUCAUAUAUGAUCCGAACAGAAUCUAGCUGAUCCUUUGACGAAAGAAUUACCUAGAGAGAAAGUCCAGAAUACCGCCAAGGGUAUGGGACUUAUGCCUACCGAACCACGGACUACAAGUGAUGGUAACCCGACCCAAUAGACUGGAGAUCCCAAGAAAUGUGUUCAAUGGGUAAUAACAAGUCAUGAGUAGUAUGCGAAAAGUUCAUGCAUAGUGAAGCAUGAAUCCCAAAGCAAUGGAGGUUGAGUUAAUAACUCUUAAUGAGAUCUAUACCCUAUGUGGGGUGGAGUACUUUACUUUGGGGGUACUCCUGAUAGACUCACCUAUGUGAAUGUGGGAGUGGGGCCGCUCCCUAUGGAACUUUGGAGGCACAAAGUUGCUAGAGCUUUCACUAAACCAAGAUAACGUGCAUGGCCAUAAACGCACGGGCUAAGAAGAGAACACAACUCAAUGAAAAGAUUCGGUGUGCUAUACUGUCUGAGAUAGGGUUCAAGACUACGAGUCACCCUUAUGAAAUCGGAAGUGUAACCACUACGCUAAGGUUCAAAUCUUCGCGAUACCUUAGCUUAUGCCCGAUCUUAUGGAAUUGUUAAUGCUCAGAGAUAGUUUCAAAACUAUUCAAGUGGGGGAUUGUUGGAAAUGUAUAUGAAUAGCUUUGAAAGCUAUAGAGUCUCAAGUGGAAAAACUACCACAUUGGUAGUUUUACUUGGUGAAAUGGGUAUAAAGAUAGGAGCCUCUCUCCUAAGGGCAUGCCCCUUGGGGUGACCCACUUUUGUGGGAGAGGGAGGACCUAACGGACCACCACACACACGCGCGCGCCGUCUGUCCGUCCGACCGGUCGGUCGGUUGGUUGGUUCACUUGAGACUACAUAUAUAUUUUUUGCAGAAAUUCCGAACGAAAUUAAUUAUCUAAUAAUUAAUUAUUAAUCGGUUAUUCUGAGGAAUAUUCUAAGGAUAAUCGACUGAAAAAGGAAUAUUCGAAGGAUAAUCCCUCCGGGUUUAUCUUAACCGACGGUUUUAAUUAAGGAAGUAAUUAUCUUCCUUAAUUAAUCCGACUUAUUCCC